UGCUGCGGCAUGCACAACAAUUCUACGCCCCACACCCCCCGAUUACGAUUUACCACGCUUGCAGGGCUAAUUCUAGAAACUUCUCUCACCUUCCAUCGAUUGUCUCGCAGCACCAAAGUCACCGAUUCCACGGGCUUCUAAAACAUGACAAUGAGAUCGAUCGCCCGACGGCCGACACGACAGGACAACUGCUAGACCGAGCCAGCACCAGCGGCCGCCCGCGGCCUGGCAUUUGUCCUGCCAUGGAUCAAAUAUCGCAGACCGGCCUGUCUGCCGGCUCUGCACACCUCGAACCAUGACAUGAAAUCUGUACACUCACCUUCUUCGCCUCUCCUGCGUGUGCACGUGCACUCGCAUACUCGAUCACGCCAAUGGCGAACUACAACAGCGACAACAUGGUGUCCGCCAACCCGACCGACAUGUCCCUGACCUUUGGGUCUGAUACGGUCCAGCUAGAGCGGGCGCUAGCGGAGGCCGACGGCAUGCUCGCGGGGAUGCAGAUCCUCGACAAGGCCGAGCCGCUGGACGACGACGAUGACGACGACGACGACGACGACGACGACGGCAGUCGUCGGCGCACCGCCAACCGCCCGGGCGAGCCGCAGCUCCUCGGCUACGCCGAUGUGUGGGACGCCGCACCCUCCGCCCAGCUCCACCAGACCAGCAGUCCCGGUUCGAUGGAGCUCGUGCCGCGGACGGCGCCGUCGGGCCUCAGCCGGCGCCGCGAUGCCAGCAGCACCACUCGCACGAGCGCCGACUCCGGCGCAUCAUCAAUGCAGCAAUGGGACGUGCUGCGUCAGCUACGGCGAGCCAUGAUCUCGCACCACGGGCGGUUCCAGCAGGCCAUCGCCACUCACUCCGCACUCAACCACACGCCCCGAGCAGCAGCCCAGCUAGCAGCCGCAUACCCCUCCGCGCGGGCGAUGCGCGACAAGGGCAUCCUCGUGUUCCGCGACAUCCUGCACGGCGCGUCGCCGACCAGCCUGGCGGGCGUGUUCGCGUUCGCGAGCCUGUCAUUCGCCGUGUCGCAGCUGCUGCUGGAGCGCGGCCGCCUGCAGCGCGCGCACCUGUUCCUGGGGCUCGCCGUGUGGCGCGACGCGAUCCACGACGGCGAGGAGCGCGAGGCCUUCUCGUGGCUCGCGCGCGCGCUGUGGCCCGAGGCGGCCGCGCAGCUGGUUGAUUCUCCUCCUGCGAACUCGCAGCAGGGGGGCGGGCUGAUUGAGUAUGGUGCGGCGGCGCCCGGGCCGUCGGUGUCGAGAGAUGGUAGUGGCGGCCAGGGCGGAGCGCUGCCGACGUUGGAGGAGAUGGUGCUGCAGCUGGCGGAUCUGUCGCACGUGGAGUUCCAGUUCUUCGAGCUGGGGGGCUUGGCGGGGCAGGAGCAGGAGGGCGAAGCGUUUGGCGGGCAGGCGUCGGCGAGGGCCGGGAACAACACAUCAGGCAUGGCGACAGGAGCGGCGCGUAAUGACGCUAGGCGGACAUUGGCCUCUGCGCCGCCAUCCCAGCGCUAUUGCCUACCGUCGUCGGAGACGCCGGACGAGAAACCGCCUGCCAGAGCCACCGGGGAGGCAACAAAGCGCACGCGCAUCUUCCUCGCCGUUGCGGACUUCGUCAAAGACGUGGGCGGGUUCCUGUACGGGCUGUCGGGGAACGGCAUGACGGCUCGGAAGCGCGAGGUGCACGAGGACGACGGGGGGCUGGCCCGGACGGACGACCGCUCGCGCUUCGAGCGGCACACGAGGCGGGAGUUCUUUGAUCGGCUGCUUGUUGAGAACGCCGACCCCGUGUUCAUCGGGCUGCUGUCGGCGGCGAAGAAGUUCGUGGCGCUGGGGUGCCUGCAGACUAUGGAGGAGGUGCUGGAGCUGCUGACUCGCGUCUCGAGGGUAAGUUUGCUGCGCUUUUCUCUGGCAGUUGAAGAUGGCACAGGAGCUGACUGGGACGCUGUUAACAGAACAUCCUACUGGCCGGCGAGGCCUGGCGCACCUUUAUGGAGUGGAUAUAUGGCCGGUCUGCGGCGCUGAGAUCGCAGCGCCGCACCCCAAGACCAGAGCGAGCGUCCCCGUCCUCCUCGGAGAGCCAUGGCCAGCCACCAAGUCCGCGAAGCAAGAUUUCCAAGUCCAAGUGGGUCGAUUCAUUGUUCUACUUGUUCCGCAUGCAAGUGAUCGACACAACCGCUGACGCGAAUCCUUAGCAGACGAGUCUAUCC
Messenger RNA from Lasiosphaeria miniovina, 2203 nucleotides. RefSeq lists its product as uncharacterized. The record is from RefSeq and is a predicted model, not a curated record. Lineage: Eukaryota; Fungi; Ascomycota; Sordariomycetes; Sordariales; Lasiosphaeriaceae. The coding region runs from base 372 to 2018 and encodes 548 amino acids. The transcript is spliced from 2 exons.